Vicugna pacos (alpaca) is the source of this 5907-nucleotide messenger RNA. Lineage: Eukaryota; Metazoa; Chordata; Mammalia; Artiodactyla; Camelidae. The record is from RefSeq and is a predicted model, not a curated record.
CGGCGCUCGCACGGCGGGCGAACCACGGCCGGCGAGCCAUGGCGGAGACGGAAGCCAGCCUGUUGCGCCAGUGCCCGCUGCUUCUGCCCCAGAACCGGGCGAAAACCGUGUAUGAAGGAUUCAUUUCGGCUCAGCUCUCUAAAAGGACUUGAUGUGGGAGCCCGAGAGUGGAAAUCACUGAAAAGUGGUUUAUAUUUUUCUUCUUACAGGGAAGAGAUUUCCACCUUAGAAUAUUGUUGCCUAAAGAUUUACAACUGAGGAAUGCAAGAUUACUAUGUAGUUGGCAGCUGAGAACAAUACUAAAUGGAUAUCACCAAGUAGUACAACAGAGAAUGCAGCACUCUCCUGAUCUAAUGAGCUUUAUGAUGGAGUUGAAGAUGGUUUUGGAGGUUGCUUUAAAGAAUAAACAAGAGCUACCUGUCCUACCUCCUCCUCCCCAGUACUACUCAAGCCUCAUUGAAGAGAUAGGAGCUCUUGGUUGGGAUAAGCUGGUAUAUGUGGAUACUGGCUUUAGUACCAUCAAGUUAAAAGCCGAAGAUGCUUCUGGUAGAGAGCAUCUAAUCACUGUCAAGUUGAAGGCAAAGUACCCUGCAGAAUCACCAGAUUGUAUUGUGGAUUUUCCUGUUUCAUUUUCUGUUUCGUGGACACCACAGAGCUCCUUAAUAAGCAUUCAUAGUCAGUUUUUGGCAGCAUUAGAAUCACUGAAGGCAUUCUGGGAUGUUAUGGAUGAAAUUGAUGAGAAGACUUGGGUACUUGAGCCAGAAAGACCUACGCGGGGUGCGACUGCACGCAGAAUUGCAUUAGGGAAUAAUGCUUCGAUAAAUAUAGAGGUAGACCCCAGACAUCCUACUAUGCUUCCUGAGUGCUGCUUUCUUGGAGCUGACCAUGUGAUAAAACCCCUGGGAAUUAAGCUGAGCAGAAACAUACAUUUGUGGGAUCCAGAAAAUAGUCUGUUACAAAAUUUGAAAGAUGUUUUAGAAAUUGAUUUUCCAGCUCGUGCUAUCCUGGAAAAAUCUGAUUUUUCUAUGGAUUGCGGAAUUUGUUAUGCCUAUCAACUUGAUGGUGCCAUUCCUGAUCACGUGUGUGAUAAUUCACAGUGUGGACAGUCUUUCCAUCAAAUAUGCUUAUAUGAGUGGUUAAGAGGACUGCUGACUAGUAGACAGAGUUUUAACAUCAUAUUUGGUGAAUGUCCAUACUGUAGUAAGAUUUCUCCUUUGAUCAAAAAAAGGUUAACCCCUUAUCUAGAUUUCUUAGGUGAUAUGAAACUUAAAAAGUAUUUUCUGAACUGUAUCAUUACACCAUUUCUAAUAUAAAACAUUCUCUUUUUAUAAGCCAAUUACCUUGAAAAUGUCUGGGAGAAAACCCUGAAGUAAGAAUGCAACAUUUCUGUGAAAAACUGGAAACCUUAAAAAGGAUUUUAUUUGAUAUCUUCAGAGAAAGUAUAAAGCAAGACAUACUAAUAUGAAAAGAAAAACAAUGGUGAUGCCAUAAUAAUAUACAUCUGAUUUUGUCUCUUCACUAAGAGUAUGCCAGAAUCCUGUAGAACUUUCUAAUUCUGUGACCUCCAUACCAGUUGUAGAAGCGUCUGUGUACCAAGAUGGAGAUCUUGACUUACUGAACAUAUCUGGACUGGUAAAAUCUUGAUGGGGUUCAUCAAAUGAAUUUGGGAGUUGCACACAGCUGGAUAUUUGUGGAGAAGUUUUUACUGCAUUCAGACAUUCUUGAGACUCACAGUAUUUUUGUCUUCUCCUUGUGCUUUCCUAUGGGCAGAUACAUACAUUGUGUGUUAAAUUUGAGCUGUGUAAGGUUUGAGUUAUCAAAGUAUUUAUUUUGUGUACUCUGUAAGAAUGCUAAGUAAAACUUGUUAUACAAGAUCAAAUUGUACAAGAUUAAGUUUUUGUGUGCUUUUUAUUUUUCCUGAAGUUAUUAUGUUCAAGUGUAUAUAUAAAAGUACUUACCAAUAUCAAACAACCAAAUCUGGUUAAUGUAAGUAGGCCCAUUUCUUAAAUAAUUUACAAUCUAAAAAUAGGACAGAAUAUUAAAAAAUGAAUUUUUUGGAAGACAAAAAUAAAACCAGGCUUAGGGAUAAGACUGUCAUACAGUUAGAAGGCUUUUUGGUCAGUAAUAAUGAAUAAUGCUAGAGGUACUGGUGCAAGUAUCCUGUGCCCACAGAGUGGCGCCAACCAGUGACCCAGUAAAACUAUUUGUACAGAAAGCUGAAUCCAAGAAGAUGGCGGAGUAUUAGGACCAUGAGCUUGCCUCACCUUGCGACUACAACAGAACCACAACCGACUAUUGAACAGCCAUCAAGAAAAAAGAUCUUCAACUGGAAACAGAGAGGGAACCACAGCAGGAAGAAAUUAGAAGAUCUCUCAACUAAUUUAUGAGGCCAGCAAUACCUGGUUACAAAACUGGACGAAGACAAUAAAAUGAAAACUACAGACCAAUAGUCUUCAUUAGAUAUGCAAACGUUCUCAACAAAAUACCAGCAAACUGAAUCCGAUGACGUAUGAAAAGAAUAAUACACCAUAGCCAAGUGGGGUUGAUUCAAGGAAUGUAAGAUUAGUUCAAUAUUCAAACACUAAUCAGUGUCAUCCACCAUGGUAAUACCAUAAAGAUGAAACAUCAGAUGAUCGUAUUAAUUGAUACAGAAAAUGCAUUUGACAAUAUUCAGCACCCAUUAAUGAUAACUCUUAAUACACUAGAAAUGGAGAGGAGCUUCAUCAACAGCUUUAUCAAAGAAUAUCUACCAAAAAUCUACAAUUAACAUCACACUAAACGAUGAGAGGCCAAAAACUGGAAACAACUCACAUGUUCUUCAACACUACAUCCAUACCUCAGAAUGCAACUUAGCAAUAAAAUGGAAUCAUCCAUCAGUACAUGCAAAAUUUGGGUGUUAUGGUGAAAGAAAGCCAAUCUCAACAAGCUACAGUCUAUAAUUUGAUUUAUACUGACGUGCCCCAAAUGGCAAAAUUAGUGAUGCAAACAGACCAAUGCUUGCCAGGAUUUAGGACUGGGGAGAUGGUGUCACUAUAAAGCAACAUGAAUAUCAAGUUACCAUUAUCAGGAAUGAAAAAUUACCAGUAUCAGGAAUGAAUACUGAAGAUGUUAAACGCAUAAUAAGAGAAUAUCAUGAACUGUAUAGAGCUGACAAAUUUGACAACUUAGAUGAAAUGGACAAAUUUCUUGGAAGAUCAAAUUGCCAAUCCUGACUCAAGAAAAUCUAAUUAUCACUACUAUCUGUGAUAGAGAGUAAACUGAUAAUUUAAAAUUUUAUUCCAACAAAACUCUAGACCUAGAUGGUUUUCUUGCUAAAUAUUGUCACUUAUGAAAAACAAGUCCUAUAAAAACAUUUUCUGAAAAGACACUUCCCUCUCAUGUAACUUUUAGAGACCAGAAAACAAAACCAUACAAGGAUACUAUGAGAGAAGAAAACUACAGACCAAUAUCUCUCAUCAAUAUAGAUAUAAAAAUCCAUAAUAGAAAAAUAGCAAAUUGAAUUCAGUAUGACAACACAUCAUGACUAAGUGGGGUUUAUUCCAAAAAUAAAAGGUUAACAUUCAAAAAUCAAUGUAACUCCUUAUACUAGUAAAGGAGAAAAAUCAUAUGAUCAUCUCAACAGAUCACAGAAAACAACUUAUUACCCAUUUAUGACUUAAAGUUAUUCUUCAGCAAACUACAAAUACUCUGAAAUUUCCUCAGUGUGAGAAAGAGCAUUUAGGAAAAACCUACAGCUAACAUCAUACUUAAUGGUGAAAGAAAGAAGAAAGAUCCCUGAGAUCAGGAACAUAACAAGGAUGCCCACUCUCAUUACUUCUAUUGAAUGUAGUAUUAGGGGUCCCAGCAGCUGUAAUAAGAGAUAAAAGAAGUAAAUGAAAGGCAUACAUCUUGGAAAGGAAGAAGUAAGAUUCUAUUGACAGACAACAUGACUGACCAUGCGGAAAAUCCUAAGAAUACACAAGAACUACUAGAACUAACAAGUGAAUUUUAGGGAGAUCCCAAGACACAAGGUCAGCAUACAAAAUCAAUGUAUUUCUAUAUACCAAUAAAUAAAUGGAAUAUGAAUUUUUUUAAAUGACAUUUACAAUAGGAUUAAAAAACAAAAUACCUGGAGAUAACUUUUAAUGUGUAGGAUAUCUACACUAAAAACUACAAAACAUUGUUGAAAUAAGUUAAAGAAGAUCUACAUAAAUGGGGAAAAGUAUCAGGUUCAUGCAUUGGAGGAUUCAGUGUUGUUGGGAUUUCAGUUCCCCUGAUACUGAUCUUUACAUGUGGUAUAGUAUCAAUUAAGAUCUCAUUGUGCUGCUCAGUAGAAAUUGACAAGGUGAUUCCUAAAUUUUUAUGGAGGGGACCAGGACCUAAAAUGGCUAUGGCACCUUUGAAGAAAAGAAAGGGGCUGAAGGACUUAAACUACCUAAUUAAACUACCUAAUUUCACAACCUGCUAUAAAGCUAUAGUAAUUGGUGCAGUACGGUUUGGGUUUAAGGACAAAUAGAUUGAUAGAAAAGAGAAUCCAGAAAUAGUUCCAUGCUUAUACAGCUGAUUUUUCAAAAAGGCCCCAAAGAAAUUUAAUUAGGAAGAGGAAAAUCUUAAACAAACCGAGCUGGGGUAACUGGCUUUUUUCUAUGCAAAAGAAUGAAUCUCAACCCCUACCUCACAUCAUACCCAGCUGGUUUGAGAUGGCUCAUUGACCCAGACAUGAAAGCUAAAAUUAUAAACCUUCUAAAAAGUAUACAGCAAAAUAACUCUGUGACCCUGAGGUAGGCAAAGAUUUCUUAAUUUUUUUUCUGUAAAGAAACCUAAGGAAAAAAAAAACUGAUAAGCUGAACUUCAAAUAAAAAAGUUUCUGCUCAUCAAAGAUACUUAAAUAAACAAAUAGGCAGGCUGCACACUAGGAGAACAUUUCCACAAUGUAGAUACUGGACAGGAGACUUAUAUGUGGAAUAUAGAGAGAAUUUCUACAGCUUAAUAAAAAGACAAUCAUCCAAACAAAAAUGGACAAAAUACUUGAAAAGACAUUUCACAGAAGACGAUACAUGAAUGGGCAGUCAGCAGGAAAAGGUGCUCACAAUUAUUAGUCAUCAGGUAAAUGAUAAUUGGAAUCACCAUGAGACACUAAUACACACACACUGGAGUGGCUAAAAUUAAAAAAACGACUGACAAACUCCAAAUAAUGGGGAGGAUGUGGAGUGCCUGGAACUCACAUACGUUACUGGUGGGAAUAUAAAAUGGGAAGUAUUUGUCAGCUUUUUAUGAAGUUAAACAUUUAUCUGCCCCAUGACCCAGCAAUUCCACUUCUCAGGACAAACAAAACAUGUCCAUAGACGGACUUGCAUCAGAAUAUUCAUAGCAACUAUAUUCAUGGCUACAGCCAGGUGCAGCCCAGGUGUCCACUAAUAGGAGAAUGGAUAUGCAAAUUAUGAUGUAGCUAUACUACGGAGUACUACUCAACAAGAAAAAGAACAAAUGCAAGAGUAUGGGUAAACUUCAAAAAUAACAUGCUCAGAGAAGGAAGCCAGACACAUACUGUAUGAGUAUGUGUAUGUGAAAUUCUAGAAGAGGCAAAACUAAUCUAGUGGUGAAGUCAGAAUAUCAGAAAAGUGGUUGUUUCUGGGAGAAGGGGACUGACAUGACAGAAAAGGAACAAAGAACUUUCUGGAGUAAUAAAAUCUACACACACCUAUCGCAUUGCCACCCCAAUGAAAAUGAAUCCAUUUCUUUGCUUGCAACCCAGGCAUCAGUAUUCUUAUAGUCCUGCCUCCCUCCACACACAGGUGAUACUGGCUGAAAAAGGGCACUCAAUCUAAAUUUUGUCACCAAGCAAUAUCUGUCUUUGAUUUUAGAAAUGGGAACUAUAAAAAGUGUCCAUUUGAAGUAGAUUCCUUCAUAUCAACUUAAAAAAUAAAA